This is a messenger RNA of Camellia sinensis, 742 nucleotides long. The record is from RefSeq and is a predicted model, not a curated record. NCBI's taxonomy places the organism in Eukaryota, Viridiplantae, Streptophyta, Magnoliopsida, Ericales, Theaceae.
AUGGUUGUGGCAGUAUUGGUGACAUCAAUAGUAUGGUGGUGUGGUUGUAGUAGUUGUGGUGGCAAUGAUGGUGAUGGUGGCAAUAAGGUGGUGGUGGUAGUAGAUGAUAGAAUGGAUGGUAGUAGAAGGGAAUGGUGGUGGAGCUUUCUGGUUGUUGUCUACUUCUGCAGAUUUUAUUCUACUCUGUUUGCUCUGCUGGUUUGUGAGGUAAGUGAGGAUGAAAUCACAUUCUUGACUGGAAAUGAUGACGAUGCAGCGAUAGAGAAGCUUUACCACCCAAAUCUUAAGCUUUUGAUUGUUACCGAAGGUGCAGGGGGCUGCAGAUACUACACUAAGGAAUCUAAGGGUAGGGUUGAUAGUCACAAAGUUGAUGCAGUUGACACAACAGGUGCAGGUGAUGCUUUUGUUGCUGGAUUACUGAAUAGUUUGGCUUCAGACCCUACUUUGUACAAGGAGGAAGAGAAAUUAAGGGAAGCUCUUGUCUUUGCGAAUGGCUGUGGUGCUCUCACAGUGAUGGAGAAAGGAGCGAUUCCUUCAUUGCCGACAAAAGAAAAGGUUCUCAAAUUUCUGAAAUAAUGCCACAGCAUGACAAAGAUGAAUGUUUUUUGCCAUUGUGUUCAAGUUUUGAUUUGCAGCCAAACAGACUGUCAAAGUUGCAGGUUGUGCUGUUGUGCUUGGGGUAUUGAGCAGCUGUGGGUUUUGAGUGUUAGUGUUUUUUCUUCAGUCCACCCGAACAGCCAAC